AGUCAAAGUGUAGAACCACCAAAAUAUCAGGCAGCGAAGAAGAAGCAGAGGAGAGUACAUCCGGUGUCGAGCUGAUCCGAGAAGAAGAUCUGAAGAAAAUCCACCGAAACCGAAUUAAAUCAUUAAAAUCAUGUCGCACACCAUCCUGCUGGUUCAGCCCACCAAGAGGCCUGAGGGGAGGACAUACGCGGACUAUGAGUCUGUCAACGAGUGUAUGGAGGGUGUGUGUAAGAUGUACGAGGAGCAUUUAAAGAGAAUGAACCCCAACAGUCCUUCGAUCACGUACGACAUCAGUCAGCUGUUCGACUUCAUCGACGACCUGGCCGACCUCAGCUGCCUGGUGUAUCGGGCCGACACACAGACGUACCAGCCGUACAACAAGGACUGGAUCAAGGAGAAGAUCUACGUGCUGCUGCGCCGUCAGGCCCAGCAGGCCUCAAAGUGAAGCGGCUGUCUGCUGCGUUCAAUGUUCUUUUCUUUUCCACGGCUCGUGUCACACGGUUUGAAGAUGUUUGAGAAGUUUUUAACAAAGUUUUUGAGCUUUUAGUUGUUUUCUGAUGGCAGGUGGUGUAUUUUGUAUUUGAAUGUUUGACUUAUUAAUAAAGAUUUUCUUUCAAUA
Molecule: messenger RNA, 619 nt
Organism: Notolabrus celidotus (New Zealand spotty)
Lineage: Eukaryota; Metazoa; Chordata; Actinopteri; Labriformes; Labridae
Product: enhancer of rudimentary homolog
Exons: 4
Coding region: 131-445 (104 amino acids)
Source: RefSeq, a predicted model, not a curated record